UCCAGUCUUUAUUUAUGACGAAUUCAAACAAAACUUCUGUGUAGGCUCCCCCUUUUUCCUCCUCCAGUACGUGGCGCGCAUGCGCCGGCUAGAGACACGCCUCUUCUUUCCGCGAGCCAUGUGGUUUGCCGUUGAUAAAUAAAGAUCUCGGCGGAUUUACUCCCCCAUCCCCGCACUCACACCCCAGUCCCUUCGUUUUUACUUUUUUUAAAUAUACCUUUGUACACAACAGCGGACUUUCGGCGCAGUCGCAGCAGCCGCAAUGUCUGCGAGCCUCCAGGCGCAGGUGGAGUCGGUGCUCGGAGCGCUGGUCAGAGCCGCGACGGUGGAGUUGACCGAACUGUUCGAGAGCACCUACCGAGCGGCGGCGCAGGACGCGGUUGCGGCCCGCGCGGACGACAAAUGGCCGACCGCCGCCAAGCGGGCUCGCCCGACCCGCGGCGACGCGACGCGCAGCAUCGGCGUGCAAGUGGACGAGGACACCGGGCCGCCGUUACAGCUUUCCGGCCCGCCUGACCUCUCAGAUGGGGAUUGUUUGAGGGAGUGUGGAGGGGGAGGGCAGCCUCCCUCCCCUCCACCACCUCCAAGUGUGGAGGGGGGUCUCAUCCCAUCAGAAAACACGCUGACUGAAGUCCAGGGCCAAGUUGACACUGAGGGGUCACCACUGAAGGAGCAGGUUGUGGCAGAGACGGCACGUGUGGUGGAGUUGAGCGGGUUUAAAGCGGAGUCUCCGGCGGAUGUGGCUCUUCCAACAGUCCCUUUGCACGUCUCCGAGCCGUGGACAUUAAGACGCAAGCCGACGCGGCGCUCUACGGCGAAACGGAAGCUCCUCGCGAUCAAGCCGGAAACGCACGACGCCGUUCCCGGGAAGACGGUGAAGGUCGUCUGCCCGCCGAUCCUCCGGCCGCAGUCCCCGAAACCGGACCCUUCGGAGAAGCCCGUUAAAUCGGAGCCCCAGCAAGUCUGCGUCAGCACCGCCAAGGGCACCGCCUACAGCCCGUCGCCGUCCGACGGCGCGGUGACCCCGGCGCCGCCCGCGGUGUGGGAGCGCAUCCACACGCCCAACGAGGGCAAGAGCAACCUCCACAUGCGACUGAAGCUGAACUCGCCCGACCGGAGGCUGGCGCGGCCCUGCGCCGUGCAGCUGGUGGACGUGCUCGCCGCGUCCGAGUCCGCGAUGAACGCCGCCGCCGCCAAGGGUCAGGGCGACCCCCGCGGCGCCGCUUGGCCUCUGCCCAAAGACCUCCGGCGCCACCAAGGCCUCCACACGGGCCGCCGCCUCUGCUGCUUCACCCCCUGCGAGAACGGCGUGUGGCGGCUGCGGAAGGUGGUGGUGGCCCACAGCCGCGACGGCUACCCGUGCGCCCUCUGCGACAAGACGUUCGCGCGGCGGAAGAUCCUCCGGCGGCACGAGCGCUUCCACACCGGCGAGAAGCCGUACCCGUGCUCCUCGUGCGCCAAGACGUUCGCGCUGAGGAAGAGCCUCCGGCGCCACCUGCGCUUCCACACGGGCCAGCGGCCGCACGCCUGCACCCACUGCGGCAAGAGCUUCCGCCUGCGGGAGAACCUGAAGACGCACCUGCGCUUCCACACGGGGGAGAAGCCGUACAACUGCGUCGCCUGUGGCAAGUGGUUCCGGAUCAAAGAGAACCUGAAGAAGCACAAGCGGAGCCCGUGUGGGUUCUUUGUGCCCUCGUUCAGGAUGAUCGCCGGCUUGAUGUCAUGACGUGAAGGAAAGAACCCGUGAUCCAGGUCGAUCCCAGAGAAGUUCUAUUUGAAUGAGCAGAAAGAGUUUUAAGAAGAUUUUACUACUGAGGGACUUUUUAUUCUUAGUUUUUUAUUCAUUGUCAUGUUUUUGCCUCUUGAUGAUGCUGCACCGAUGUUUGCUGGACUGAAGACUUCACCCUUCUUUUCUUUUUUUGGCAUAUUAUCCUUCUGAGAAACAUAUUCUAAGUCCACCGAACAGCAGGUUCACUUCAGGUGUGCUGGAGAACUGAAUGGGUCUCUCGCCUGCCCUCCUGCUGGUGUCAUGGUUACAAUGGCACACGGACUGAUAUUUACAUGUUUUCUAUAUAAUCUUUCUAUGGUUUUUUUUUUUUAACUUUAUACCCUACCCAUGUGUCUGAUCAAAAAGUGUUUGGUUUUGUAUUCGUGUUUAUUGCCUGAUGUCUGGUGACUUCUUUCCUUUCAUGUCGGAUGUUUUAAUGUUCAAACCCUUCGACAGUACAAUGUGAAGCCAAACAUCUUAUGUUCACUUUUUUAUGAAGUCUUUACUUUAAAAAAAAAGUUGUAACAUUCCUGAAUACGUGUCUCCCCAUAUUGUAAAACUUAUUUUUACUAGAUAUUUACUAGUUUCCUGUAUAUUAAGAAUACCUUUUUUAUCGACGUACUACAAUCAGCGUGGUGGAGCUUUUAAAUAAACUUCCCUUCUGUAAGAAGUAUUGAUGCGAAGCAGCGAGUGACUCAAGUUGUCAAAGAAAUGAAGAUCAAAUGACUGGCUCUUAAAAUGUCAUGGAGUAUAAAGUAUUACUGUAAUAAAGGAGUAAAUAUAGAUGUAAAUACCACCAGGGAACCAGCGACAUUAAAGCUCUCUGGGCAUCUCGAUUGGGCUUGGACCAGAUUUAUGACCAUGUUUAUGUUUUAAUGUCGGGAAUCAAGAACGUUCUCAAAAUAACAACCAGCUUUAUUUGCCAUGUGUGCGCACAUAAAAGGAGUUUAAGUUGUUUCUGAUGCUCUCAGCGUACAUAUAUGAUAAUAAUAAACACAAAAGGGAGGUAAGCAUAAACAUGUGUACAAAUAUAUAUAUAUGAACACAUUACAGACUACGACAAUAAAAUGGAGGAAAUGUU
Messenger RNA from Pseudoliparis swirei, 2849 nucleotides. RefSeq lists its product as uncharacterized. The transcript is spliced from 4 exons. Bases 263 to 1726 code for a protein of 487 amino acids. The record is from RefSeq and is a predicted model, not a curated record. Gene Ontology annotation, molecular function: RNA polymerase II cis-regulatory region sequence-specific DNA binding; DNA-binding transcription factor activity, RNA polymerase II-specific. Lineage: Eukaryota; Metazoa; Chordata; Actinopteri; Perciformes; Liparidae. Gene Ontology annotation, biological process: regulation of transcription by RNA polymerase II.